AUUUCGCCGCUAGGGUGCACCUGGCGCUUCAACGCAAAUGCCCUCACAUCAUAGCCGAAUGCGUCAACCACACGGUAACCAGCCAGGGGCAUCUCACCAGCGCAAAGCCCGCCGUAUUUCGGCCUAAAGCAACAGGAUACUUGCCAGGAUAAAGAAUACUUAAACGCCGCCUGGAAGACAAAGGUCAUCCAUAACCAUGGGGUUCACUCGCCUUGUGACGCUGUCUGUCACAGUGAUCCACCUAGUUUCAGGGAUGAGCUUUAUGACUCCUGAGCCUGAUACACCCCCAACAUCCCCCCCAGACUCCUACCCACUGGGCGACAUGAUCCAUGCUGCCCUGCAGAGUAAGGAAUACUUGGGACGUGCUUCUGCAGACACAGGUACCACCACCAAUCCGACUCAGGCUGCACCCGGGAUGGGGCAGACUGAGUCAACAGCCACUGCCAUGUCACCAGGGCUGCUGACAACAGCUUUAAGCUCCUCUUCAGCUGCUAGCCAAAAGGGAUCGAGGAAUACCAUGUCCCCGCUACCCAUAGAGGAGGAGACAACUACCACUCUGAUUACCACAACCACCAUAACCACAAUGCACAUGCCAGUUCAGUGCAACGCUACUUUAUUAGCCAUGGAGGAUGUUGUUGAGUCUCCAGAUCCCACAACAUCUUCAUCUUAUUCCCCCUUGGAGUGCACCUACAGCAUUACUGUGUACGCAGGUUAUGGAGUGGAAAUUCAGGUGAGAAAGGCUAACCUUUCCAAGGAUGAGUCUCUAACAAUCAUGGGAUACGGCAGAUCAGGACCAGAGCUGUUAGCCAAUGAGACCCUGAUGAAACAGGGUCAGGUGAUUCGUAGUACAACCAAUCAGGUUUACAUCCACUAUCGCAGUCUGCGUCAGAGCAACCAUGGCAUGUUCAGCCUCCACUAUCAAGCCUUCCUGCUGUCCUGCCCAUUCCCAAUGUCUCCUGAGGGCGGUGGAGUGACAGUGACAGACAUCCAUCCUGGAGGUCAGGCACACUUCCACUGUGAUCCAGGUUUUCAAGUCCGCGGGCAUGAGGUGGCGACCUGUGUUAACAUGACGCAGCCACGCUGGAGCACUCCUGAGCCUCAGUGUGUUGCCGUGUCUUGCGGAGGGUGGAUUCGUAAUGCGACUGUGGGACGGAUACUGUCCCCACCGCCUCCAUCAGUAAGCAACCACAGCAAUGGAAAUAAUCUGAGCUGUCACUGGUUAAUAGAAGCCAAAGAGGGACACAGACUCCACCUACACUUUGAGAGAAUUGCACUGGAUGAAGAUGAUGAUAAGUUAAUUGUGCGCAGUGGAAACAGUUCCCUGGCUCCGACGCUUUUUGACUCAGAUAUGGAUGACGUCCCAGAACGUGGGUUGCUGAGCGAGAGCUCCACACUGUACCUGGAGCUCACAGCUGAUUCUUCUUCCAUCCCUUUGCUGCUGGCGCUGCGAUAUGAGGCUUUCGAUGAUGAGCACUGCUGGGAGCCCUACAUGCCUCAUGGAAACUUCAGCAGCAGUGACAUCACGUAUCAGCUGGGAACCACCGUCACCUUCACCUGUUCUCCAGGCUUUGUCAUGGAACAAGGUUCAGGGACCAUUGAGUGCGUCGAUCCCAGUAACCCUCACUGGAAUGACAGCGAACCUGUGUGCAGAGCUUUGUGCGGAGGGGAGUUGACCGAGCCCUCUGGAACCAUCCUGUCUCCUGAUUGGCCCCAGAGCUACUCCAAGGGCUUAGACUGUGUGUGGCAAAUCCAUGGUAACGAGGAGAAACGCAUUGAACUGGAUGUCCAGAUUUUAAAUAUCCGUCACACUGAUGUGCUGACCAUUUUUGAUGGGCGUGAUCUCACGUCCCACGUGAUCGGCCAGUACCUGGGGUCCAAAGAGCGUUUCCAGGUUGUUUCAGGGGGGUCUGAGGUUGCCAUCCAGUUUCAGAGCGAUCUGGACGACUCCAGCUUCAUCCUGAGUCAGGGAUUCCUCAUUCAUUAUCGUGAGGUCGAACCUAAUGACACCUGCCCUACCCUUCCUAAUAUUGAGUUUGGCUGGAUCAGCUCAUCCCACUCCUCCCCCGUGAGAGGCAGCGUGCUGACCUAUCAGUGCCAGCCGGGGUAUGACAUCAGCGGCUCUGACGUAAUCACCUGCCAGUGGGACCUGUCCUGGAGCAGCAGUCCGCCUACCUGCGUUAAGGUACAGCAGUGCCCUGACCCAGGAGAGGUGGUAAACGGAGCACGCUCCGUGCGCCCCGAAACAGGCUUUGCCGUUGGUACAGUGGUUCGUUUCUCCUGUAACCAGGGUUAUCAGCUGGAAGGUCCCAGCCAAAUCUCCUGCUACGGACGAGACACUGGUACCCCCAAAUGGAGCGACCGCAGCCCAAAGUGUGUCUUAAAAUAUGACCCAUGUCCAAACCCUGGAGUCCCCGACAAUGGUUACCAAACUCUUUACAAGCACACCUACCAAGCUGGAGAAACUCUGCGAUUCUUCUGUUAUGAGGGCUACGAACUUAUCGGUGAGGUCAUCAUCAGCUGUGUUCCCGGUCAUCCAUCUCAGUGGAACAGCCCGCCGCCCUUUUGCAAAGAAGUGGCAUAUGAGGAGCUAUUGGAUGAUCACAAGUUAGAAGUGUCCCAGUCAUUCCAGCCAUCCCAUCAGAUCCUGAGUGAGAACAUUGCUUUGGCAAUAAUUCUGCCAAUCAUCCUGGUCAUCCUCCUCAUUGGAGGAAUUUACAUGUACUACACAAACAUCUGCAGACUAGAAUGGAAGCCACACUUCUGGAAGUCUCUUUCUCACACGCACUCCUACAGUCCCAUCACAGUCGAGUCAGACUUCAACAACCCCCUUUAUGAAGCAGGGGAUACGCGGGAGUACGAAGUGUCCAUUUAGUGGAGAAAGGGUCUUGAAACCAUCGAAUGAUUCAAUUCUUUGGGAAGACAAAUUCCUCUGUAUUAUAAGGUCUCACUCCCCCUUUUAAAGUCUGGAUUAUGUUUCUGUUUUACCAUCACUGUAAUAUCUGGUUUAUUCACCUUGGAUAUGAUUUCUUCUGAUUUUCUGCACUGAUGUGGUGGUCUGCCAAAUGUGAGUCCUAUUUCAUCCUCUAUCAUUAGGACCGGUGCCUUAUAAAGGGUAAGAAAUUGUCAACAAAGAAAAACAAAAAAGCGAGAGUAGAGCUGGAGAGCGGGGAAGGGUAAAGGGAAAUGGAUUUGUCUAGUUAGUAAAAACAGAAUGAGGCCAAACAUUAAAGAACUUGGCAAUACUUUAUUUGUAACAAUCAAAAGUUGAGAUCAUAAUACAUCCUGUGUUUCUCUUGUAUUUUUAAAGCGGUUCGUACAUCAUUACAGUACAGGGAAAGAAUUGUUUGAUUUUAUCCUGGAAAAAAAGUGAUUUUCUCUUCUUUACUUUUUCUUCGUGUGUGCAAAACACUCUCUCUCAUACACACGCGCGUGCACACACACACACAAAAUGAAUGUAAAUAUCUGACUUAAUAGUGACUGAGGUUUAUAAAUAUAUAAGCCUCGUAUACAGAUAUAUAUACACACACUUAUACAUGGUGGCGGGAGGUUAUAUAUUUUCAUUAUAUACAUAUAAUGAAAAUUCAGUGCCAAAAUAUAAUGUUAAAUUAUUUAAUGUCUCUAAGUGUUUCAUCUGUUGUUGAAAUAGUGUUUACAAAGGCAGUGUUUAUUUUAUUCUUCGCUGUUUCUCGAGUGCAUCAUCACCCGACGCCACACGACAUGACGUGUAAGAAAAAGGUGAGGACAUGAAUGUCAUUAUGCUUAGAGCAUGCACUGAUUGUAAAUUAUAUUGCUUAUGCUCAAUCUUUCCAUUACCAUUAUAGUUACUGACAGCUAUCAUUGUUAUCAAAUUUGAUGUUGUAUGCACUAUGUUGAUAAAAACAAUUACAAAUCUGGCUGCUUGCUGUGAUGCAUUAUGUGUUGAUUUACAAAUGAUUGUUUGAAAAGUGAAUGUAGUCUCAUUCACUGUGCCAAAUGAAAGGAUCUUGGAGACUGUUUCUGAUCUUUGUAGAUUUAAUUAUUCUCUUAUCAUCAGUAGCAUUUCUUUGCUUCAUAUAUGAAUACACUCUUUGGAAGGCAGUAAAUUAUUUGCUGAACUGGAAAUAAAGUCUCUGUUGAAUGGUGUCAGCUUGUAGAAAUGUGCAGUUAUUUUCUUGUGGUCACAACACAUUUACACAUACACAAAUGUUGAAGUCUAUUAAUCAUAUUAGUAAGAAAUACAACUUAAGUUUUUAACUGAGAAACACAAUAUAAAGCUUUCCAAUACUUUAGCUUUCACCAGUUUCAUUAAAUUUCAUUAUUUUAAUAUAGAAAUUGUCUUGAAAUAGUGAUAUUAAUUUUAUGGGUUAUUCAUUUAAAAUUGGUCAUGCUCUUGACUUAUAAGCUAAGCCAUAUUGAAAAGUAUGUCAAUACACAAAAACAAUUAUGUGAUUAUUUUAACACUGGAUUUAUCCACAUUAAUUAUACAUAUACAGCAUGUAAGCUUUGUAAGUCUGUCAUUGUAAUUUUUCGUCCCUCAGGUUGUGGUAUGUUUGUACAUAGUGUGCAACUUGAAGUGGCCUGUCACUGUCUCUGAGUUGCAUUGCAACUCCUGGAGAGAGGAGAAUGUGGUGUUAUAGUCUGUGAAAAAUAAAACUAUAGAUCUGAA
Messenger RNA from Haplochromis burtoni (Burton's mouthbrooder), 4645 nucleotides. It is a transcript of the gene sez6l2, whose product is annotated as seizure related 6 homolog (mouse)-like 2. The record is from RefSeq and is a predicted model, not a curated record. Bases 197 to 2872 code for a protein of 891 amino acids. The transcript has 19 exons. Gene Ontology annotation, biological process: synapse maturation. Gene Ontology annotation, cellular component: endoplasmic reticulum; neuronal cell body. Lineage: Eukaryota; Metazoa; Chordata; Actinopteri; Cichliformes; Cichlidae.